Molecule: messenger RNA, 609 nt
Organism: Aspergillus puulaauensis
Lineage: Eukaryota; Fungi; Ascomycota; Eurotiomycetes; Eurotiales; Aspergillaceae
Product: YbhB/YbcL family Raf kinase inhibitor-like protein
Exons: 2
Coding region: 1-609 (202 amino acids)
Source: RefSeq, a predicted model, not a curated record
AUGUUCAAGUUGAUCAGCGGUCUUACCAUCGGCCUCAACGUGGCUCUGGCCACAGCCCAAACAAGCGAAGGCUUCAUCUACCAGACCAACAAUCCAAUAAUAGUCAACUACGGCGACGACGUUGGCUCUCCCUGGAGCCCCGGUGAUACAGUCCCGGCUGAUGAAACCACCGCGCCCCCCCAAGUCGGCUUCCCAUAUGGGAGGGGAGGGGAUAGCGAAGUAAGCAACAAUGAGCUCGUCCUCAUCAUGGUCGACUCCGACUCCGAGACCCCGGACGGCUCAACAGCAACCCUGAACCUCCUCCACUCCGGCCUGAAGCGAGACCAGGAACUCACCCAAACAGACAACUACCUGUUCUACCCCGUCACGUCGAAGAAGGCACCUGAGGCCAAGUACCUGGCCCCAUCCCCGGAGAAGGGGUCGGGCGUUCACAACUACACUCUCUUGCUCUUUGAGCACCCCGAGGGAGGCUUUAACUUCCCUGACUCUUAUGCCAAGUUCAAGCCUAACACCACUGAGGCUCGUGCUGGGUUUCCGCUGAAGGAUUUUGUCGAUGACUUGGGGCUGGGUGAGCCGUUUGCUGGGACGUGGCUCACGGAGAAGGCGUGA